Funneliformis mosseae is the source of this 1653-nucleotide messenger RNA. Lineage: Eukaryota; Fungi; Glomeromycota; Glomeromycetes; Glomerales; Glomeraceae. The record is from the annotation of a GenBank genome assembly.
AUGUCAUUUCGAAGCAUGGCCACUGGAGCUGAAUGCUCCGUAGGUUCUAACCCACUCUCUCAAAUAAUGAAACAAAUCACCGAUGAACGUUCGUUGCAAAAGGACACAUUCGUACCAAGCACAGAAAGAGUUGGUCCCAGUUCGUUUCGCACAGCUAGACCUGAUGUUAGUUCUCAAGAAAAUAAGUUCACCGAAGAUUUUUUUAAUCAGCAAGAACACGAACAUUUACGUUUACAGGGUCAUAUACCAACAAGUAUUCCCGGUUUUGUAACAUCAGAACAAGAAUGGGCAACGGAAUUCAAUAAUCGAUCGGAUCAUUCACAAUUAUGGAAACUUGGGCCUGCUGAAGAAACCGAGAUGGAAGAAGCAUUUAAAAGGAUGAAUGUUCAUACGAAGUGGAAUCAUGAAUUUCUACACGGGCAAGACUUUUCAGUUAAUCAAGUUACUGAAAUUCCACCAGAAUUUGAGGAGGUAUUUCAAAAGAAUUUUGAUUGGGCAAGUGAAUAUGUAUUAAAACAAGAUAAAGGAAAAGGCAAGGAAAAAAUAGUAGAAUUAGAUCAUCUUUCUUGGGAAGAACAAUUCGCUGCUGCACAACGUGAGGCAGAAGGUGAAAAUAUAGAUGACGAAUUAAUUAAGGAAUUCGAAAAUGUUUGGUCGAAAUCAAAUAUUCGAGGACAAUUAGACGAUGAUGAAUAUAUAGACCCUAAAAAUUGGGAAAGCAAUUUAAUGAAUCGGUUUGCAAACCUUGGUGAAUACACAUUUGAACAUAAUAAUCCUUAUAUAGAGCACGAAAAUCCUUUUCAAGAAGGAUUAAGAUUAACGGAAGAAGGUGGUUCGUUAUCUGAAGCUGCUUUGGCAUUCGAAGCUGCAGUUCAAAAAGAUGGAAACAAAUCAGAUGCAUGGAUGUGGCUGGGUAAUACACAGGCUCAAAACGAAAAAGAGGAAGCAGCUAUUAGGGCAUUACAGAAAGCUGUGGAGGUUGAUGGCAAUAAUCUAACCGCCUUAAUGAGUCUCGCAGUAAGCUACACAAAUGAAGGUUAUGAUAAUCAAGCAUAUCUUACUCUUGAACGUUGGAUAACCGCAAAAUAUCCCGAUAUUGCGGUAUCUAAUGCACCAAUGCAUGGAAUGAAUAUACAUUCACGUGUAACUGACCUUUUUUUGCAAGCAGCUCGUAGCGCUCCAGAAGGUCAGGAGAUGGAUUCAGAUGUACAAGUUGGAUUAGGAGUCUUAUUUUAUGGCAGCUGUGAUUAUGAAAAGGCAGUGGAUUGUUUUGUUGCAGCUUUAAAUACAAGGAAGGAAGAUUAUCUUUUAUGGAAUCGUUUAGGAGCCACUUUGGCGAAUUCAGGACGUCCUGAAGAUGCGAUUGAGGCUUAUCAUAAAGCCUUAGAUUUCAAACCAACGUUUGUACGUGCAAGAUAUAAUUUAGGCGUUAGUUGUUUAAAUAUAGGGUGUUAUAGUGAAGCAGCUGAACAUUUACUUGGUGCAUUGAGUAUGCAUCAAACUGGUUUGAAUAGUGAUGGAGGAGUUAAUACUAGUAAUAGUCUUCGUGAAACGCUCCAUAGGACAUUUUUGAUGAUGGAACGACAAGAUUUGGCAGAAAAAAUACUUUCUGGAGCUGAUGUAGAUCAAUUCCGUGAAGAGUUUGAAUUUUAA